This is a messenger RNA of Effrenium voratum, 1800 nucleotides long. Lineage: Eukaryota; Dinophyceae; Suessiales; Symbiodiniaceae. The record is from the annotation of a GenBank genome assembly.
AGGCUCAAGUAAGCUCACUUAGCCCAGUGUUUGGUCCUGUUCACUUCAGGCCUCUCCAAUUCAUUCAUUCGACAUGGCUUUCCGCCUUUGCGUUCUUGCUAUCUCCUUCUUUGCCGCCGAGGCCAGCCUUCGGGGCAAGAUCCAGGCGCACAGCGGCACUAUGAGCGCCGAGCAGCUUCGGGAGACGGUGCUCCAGGAGGUCAUGGCAGCCCUGGGCAGCGGGCACCGGGUCACGGAGCAGCGGCUUGCGGUCAUCGAGGAUGCGCUGCGGCCCACCUUCCAGGCAAUGCCCAAGAACGCGCAGGGCAAGUUGGAGGAUGCCGCCGCAAGGUACGUCCUGCACCGUUUGUUUGUGCAGCGCCAUGCUAUGUACAUCAAGGGCCUCGAGGCCUCGGGCAUGAGCUGGAACAACAUGUCCACUGCGGAGGUGCUGGAGGAUCACAUCCCAUCCUUCGUGCUCUCGCUCUUUGAGGACCGCCUGAAGGGCGAGGGGCUGGGGCUCCAUGAGCUCACCGUGCUGGCGGCCACCCUGGAGCAUCUCAUCCACGACGAGGCGGUGGCCCGGCUUGGGGUGGUCUAUGAGGCCCACGGCACCUCCAAGGAGCAGCGCGUGGACGAGGUGGCCCUCCAAGAGCUCAUCGACACCUACAUGACCAUCUUCUUGGUGGGUGCCCAGAACGCGAACGCCACCUCGGUGGCUCAGGAGCGCUCGAACGUUGUGGACAGCUACCCGGGCUGGAAGGACACCCAGAAGUUCACCAUGCAGGUCGUGUCCAGCGUGUCGCAGGCCAAGAUGACGGAGCCGGACUUCGCCAUGGGCAACUUCACCUUCCGCGCGGCCACGCAGAUCGUGGAGGAGAUCGGUGAGCGCUAUGGGCGCUGGCAAGACUCCGAGUGCCGCGACUUGAAGGGCCUGCUGUCCAAGCAUGAGAACGCCGGCACUGGCCGAGUCCUCUUGAAGGACUUCUACGGCGCAGCGCUCAAGGGGAAUUGGCAGUUCUCCGAGAGCGUGGCCUACCUCCGCGAGCUUGGCGCUUUGGAUGAGUCGGACCCGGCCAACCUGGCUGUUUUGAUCCCCAACUACGUGAACUCCCAGUCCAACUGCGUGGCAUCCUCCUCCAUCUACUCUGUGUGCUGCAUCAACGAGUGCGAGGCGCUGAUGGGGCACUUGGAGCGCCAGGUCGCCGCGCCGGAGGCGAGCCCGGGCCAGCUGCUGCAGCUGGUGGCCCACCUGCCCUCGAACACCCAGAAGGCGCCGCGCACGCUCCCGGCGAGCCUUGGGGAGCGCCUGCAGCAAGUGGCUACGCACCACGGGGGGAUGGUGCCUUUGCAUGGCCGGCUCUUUGCCCAGUGGUUGCACCACGCCUAUCCCCGGGAGUGCCCGUACCCACACCUGGCGGGCAAGACCAACCCCAUGACGGCGGAUGAAUGGAUGCAGGUGAAGGGGCAGAGCGUGUCCGCCACCAAGGACGAGAUGAAGCGCGUGAUCGCGCAGGCUGUGGCGCAGCCGAAGGAGCAGGAGCUGCCAUGGGUGCAUCAGGAAGAGUUGGUGGCAGAGUCAGAGACCAAGAAGUCCGGAGGCGGCUUCUUCGGCUUCGUGCGGCAGGCGCUCUUCGUCUUCGCCGCGGUGGGCGCCUGUGGCGCCUUGGCCUCGAAGGCCCUCGCCACGCUGAGCUCCGGGCACCGCGAGCUGCUGCCGAGCGUCCACAAGCAGCACAUGUGCUAGACGCAUCGCUGGGCCAUGUCUCAAGUUGCGCCUCAGCCAUCCGCGCACCCGUAAGUGAGGAGAAGCAGAGACGC